This is a messenger RNA of Argiope bruennichi, 1857 nucleotides long. RefSeq names its product techylectin-5A-like. The record is from RefSeq and is a predicted model, not a curated record. NCBI's taxonomy places the organism in Eukaryota, Metazoa, Arthropoda, Arachnida, Araneae, Araneidae. The transcript is spliced from 7 exons. Bases 88 to 1098 code for a protein of 336 amino acids.
GAAACACUGCUUUAAAUAUUGAGUUUACUCACGUGAUGUGGUGACAAUCUCUCUCCAUGUUUUGGUAGCACUGUCGCAUCGGAAAACAUGUGGAAUGCAAAAAUAACUUUCGGUGUGGUUGUUUGCGUUAUUUUAACUUCCAUCCAGACAGAAGCAGAUUCUUCAGCGUUUGAGACAGACGCAGACUCAUUAUCGUGUGAACAGAAAGAAAAGCAUUUUGUAGUUUUAGAUCUUGCUAAAGAAUUGAUCUCAAAAGCAAAAACCCUUCAUCCAUCUUGCGUUAAUGAUUGCAAAGAUAAUUCUUCAACUGCUAAUAAAUGCGGUGUCAAGGAAAAAGUUUCAGCAUAUUUAAAUAUUGCGAUGAAGCUGGUAGAGGAGGCUAAAGAGAGCUAUACAACCUGUGAUGCUUCCAAGAAUUGCACAAAAGUCGUAUUUCUUCACAAGAAACCUAUCGACUGCUCAGAAAUCCUUGAAAAUGGAGAAAGAAAAAGUGGCGUAUACAAGAUUUGGCCUAGGCAUCGUAUCUUCGAAGGCAAGCCACUAAGCGUGUAUUGUGAUAUGGAAACUGAUGGAGGAGGCUGGACGGUGAUCCAAAGAAGAGGAAAUUUCUCAAACAAAAUAGACUUUUACCGAAACUGGCACGAUUACAAAUACGGAUUUGGCAACAUAACGGAAGAAUUUUGGAUCGGCAAUGAGAACAUAUAUGCUUUGACCAAUCAGGGAAAUUACUUCAUGCGUUUUGAUAUAGAGACAGUAAAUAGAGAACGCAGUUUCGCCAUAUAUUCUUCAUUCUGGGUUGAAAAUGAAAGUGCAGAUUAUAUGCUGCAUUUUGGAAAUUAUUCUGGAACAGCUGGAGAUGGAAUUUCAACUUUAAGAGGCAUGAAAUUUUCAACUAAAGACAAGAGAAACGACAUAUGGACAGACGCUUGCACAACUGUGAAGCAGGGAGGUUGGUGGUACUCAGCUUGCGGAGGCAGUAACCCCAAUGGUAUAAAUUUGCCAGAAGGCAAAAACGACGGAAAAUACAUGAAUUGGGAGCCGGUGACAAAAUAUGAUUCUUUGCUGGCCAUAGCGAUUAAGAUAAGACCAUAUUACUGAAAAUCAAAGAAAUUCGUCAUAUUUUAAUUGGAUAAGUCACUGAUUUUCAGUCAGGGUAAAGACAUAAAAAAAGUUUAAAGGAGUCUAAAAAUUUAAUUAUUGGAUUGAGCAAAAGGAAUAAAUUUUUCCAUUAAUACAAAAAUCCAGCCUUGAAUGAAGCAUAAUUUGUUGUACAGUUAUGCCUCGAUUUUCCUCGGACAUUUCAGCGAAAAAUUUGUCUUUGAUUUCUUUGGUAUGUCCAUAUGACCUUGCUGCUGAUUUUCGUUCUCCAGGCUUGGAAGGCAUAUUGUUGAAGGAAUUCAGUUUUGUCAGUGUGAAGUUCUUGCAACCUAAUACCAUAACGCGCAUCCAUUCCCUGAACCAGAAUGUCAUUUCAAAAGAUACUGUACCUAACAAUAACGUUUCAAAAGAGUUUUAAAGUAUAAUCAGAUAUCGAAUAGUCCUUUCGAGAGUUCUGUUGAAAGACAUUUCAACAAUUUCAAUUACGUUGUCUUCAUACUUCUUCUCGGGGUCCCUUUCCACAUGAUAAUAUAUACAUAUCUGUCUCAUCUCCUCGCCAUUAUCAAGAAGAGUCUUCAGAACAUACAUUUGUCUUUUAUAUCCAUUUUGUAUUGAUUUUUUAUAUUGUUUUUUACUAUUAGAGACUAUAUCCAUUUGGUUUGAUUUUUUAUGCAUUUUUUUACUGUUAGAGACUAUAUUUAUUCUCUAUGAAUUGUGUUUUUGCUUAUCCAUUAUUAAGAAGAGUCUUCAGAAAAAUAU